Molecule: messenger RNA, 723 nt
Organism: Lolium perenne
Lineage: Eukaryota; Viridiplantae; Streptophyta; Magnoliopsida; Poales; Poaceae
Source: RefSeq, a predicted model, not a curated record
AUGGUGCUCGCCUCUACGAGCAUCUCCGUCAUCGACGCAAGCUCGCCGUUCGUCCUCGAACUAUUGCAGGCCCUCAACUCCAUCCUGGUGUCGUCCCGCGACCACUGCGCCGCCACGCGCGGCCGGACACACCCGAACAGGCCUCUCUGCAACGGGCACCCACACUCGCGUCCGUGCCGGUCCACCGAAGCACGCCUCGCACUGGUCGGCGGCGCCGGCCGACGGGAAGCUGGUGUUGACCAAGGCCCCGCCUCGUCAUCCUCACGGACGCGCCUCCUGCUCGUCACCUCCUCUGAAGAGGCACUGGCGGUCGACGCGGCCGACGAGCUUGAGUCCCCCUCCGACGAGUGGUCAUCGGGGUCUUCGUCGUCGUCCAUGAACGAACGUUGCACCUGCACCCUGGCCUGGGCCCUCGCCCAGUCCCUUGCCUCCAUCCUUGCCGCCGCUGCCUCCUCAGCCGCCUCCUCCGCCUCCAGCCGCGUCCACCUCGCAUCCGAAUCCUCCACCUCCUCCUCCUCGCCAUCCUCGGCGACGGCGUCCCCCUCAUCAUGGCCGUCAUCGGGUGAUGGCCUCCACCUCCUCCUGGUCGUCCCCGAUGAUGGCCUUCGCCUCCUCCUCCUCGCCGUCCGCCGGCAGGGAGCUAGAGCUGCUCGGCGUGGCAGCUCUAUCCCACCAAUGCCGCCAUCCAGGUGGCUUCCCCUCGCUGUCCAUGUCCGACGGUAA